Dendronephthya gigantea is the source of this 1034-nucleotide messenger RNA. RefSeq lists its product as uncharacterized. The transcript is spliced from 5 exons. Bases 77 to 832 code for a protein of 251 amino acids. The record is from RefSeq and is a predicted model, not a curated record. NCBI's taxonomy places the organism in Eukaryota, Metazoa, Cnidaria, Anthozoa, Malacalcyonacea, Nephtheidae.
UUCUAGUCUGCAAGUCCUCCGAAUUUUGGAUUGCUAUAAAGUGUCUGAAAAAAGUUUUGCUACGAAAGCUGAAGAAAUGGAUAAGGCAGCAAUUUAUUUUGUUUUUACUUUGUUGGUGAUCUUCGAGUUGUAUUCUGUCGUUUGUUCCGAGACGGAUGACGCAAAUUUUGAGAUGCGUAUAAAUGAGAGAGGAACUCGUUUUACUGAAAAGAUCCAAGUCGGUGAAAACGAGAAUACUGUUUUCUUCGACGUUCCAAAGCACAACAACGUUAAUCGUUCUGAAGUGUUGAACGAUUUCAAUCUGGGCUUAACAAUUACCCGCGUACCAGAUGUGGGCAUAUGUCACAUUAAACCAUUGGAAAAAGGUUUGUCAAAUCCUGGAAAAUUGAAAGAUGACAUGAAUUAUAUAAAGAAAAUGAAUGGUUGGGGGGAAAGAAACUCAAGUGUUUUAGUGAGUUCCACUGAAUGGACUAUUGAUAAACAACUGGUGAAGAAAUACUUAAAUCCUACGGUGGCUACGUUUUGCGGUGAUUUGCCAGUUUACAGUUUGAAAGAAAUCACCAAAGAUGGAAAUGAUCAAAGUCAAAGAAAGCGUACAGCAUCCGAAUUUCAGUUUUGCCCGGAGGUAAUGAAGCAAAAGAACAAACCACGGCCAUGUAAUCCUGACAAAUGGAUACUGAAUUGCAAGUUCGUAAUAUCAGGAACAUGCGUCUGGUGGGCAAAAUGUGCUUUCCCAAUCGUAAAUGUCAACUUCAACUUGAAAAAUUGCAACUUUAAUCACAACUGGAGUUCCGUUAUGUGUUGUGUUCCUCUCUGUCCACCAACCAAGUGAUGCUACAUGCAAGGACUGAUGAACGAUGACGAGUAUUAACUAAGUGCAUAUUUAGCGAUAUAUAUCUACACAAUGAAUAGACAUUACAUGUAAGGGAUUGACUACUAAUCAUAGCCAUAGUUAUUUCAUGGCUUAGAUUUACGCAAAACGGGGAAUAAAAAUUUAAAUAAAAGCAUUAUUAAUUAUAAUAACUUGUAGGUAC